AUGACUACCACCUCCCCCCUCCUUUCAACUAGAAACCCAGCUAUCGUCCUUGUCUCCGGCGCCUGGCACCAACCAUCAUCUUACACCUCUUUCACCACCGCUCUUCGCGGCCUCGGGCAUGAAGUCCACGUGCCCUGCCUUCCCUCAAUCAAUGGCUCCCGUCCCCCAAACGCUGGCCUAGAGGAAGAUAGUGUAUUUAUCCGCACCUGCGUGGAGAACCUCGUCUCUGCCGGCCGCGAGGUUCUGGUCCUACUUCACUCUUACGGCGGCCAGGUCGGAACAAAUGCCCUAUCCAACGGCCUCGGGGUCACAACCCGUCGCGCGCAGGGCCUCACUGGCGGCAUUGUUCAAUUAGUCUACAUCGCCGCUUUUGCGCUCACGGAAGGGGUCUCCAUGGUUGAGGUCGUCAUCUCUCACGGCCACGGUCAUUUGAUGGACGUGGCCUUUGACUUUGCCGAGGACCGAACUUGCAUCUCCCGAGACCCCAAGAGCCUCCUGGUCGGUCCAUCCGAAAAGUCAGACGAGGAAACUGACGCCUACAUUGCGUCCUUACAGCGGUGGAACGGGAAGGGCUUUGACGGCAAGCUCCAGCAUGUCGCCUGGCGACCUGAGGAAGGGGGUAUUCCUCAGAUUGGAUACAUCUAUUCAACCCAGGAUAUGACUGUACCCUAUGAUUACCAGAAGGAGUUUGUGCAGACUAUGCGGGAAGCUGGAUGUCAGGUUCGUACGUGGGAGUUGGAGACUGGACACUGUGCACUGUUCACCAAGUGUGAGGAGGUCGUGGAGAUUGUUCAUGGAUUAGCGACUGGAAAAUGA
Messenger RNA from Aspergillus tubingensis, 816 nucleotides. Its product is annotated as alpha/beta hydrolase. NCBI's taxonomy places the organism in Eukaryota, Fungi, Ascomycota, Eurotiomycetes, Eurotiales, Aspergillaceae. The coding region runs from base 1 to 816 and encodes 271 amino acids. The transcript has a single exon. The record is from RefSeq and is a predicted model, not a curated record.